Molecule: messenger RNA, 3641 nt
Organism: Lycium barbarum (goji berry)
Lineage: Eukaryota; Viridiplantae; Streptophyta; Magnoliopsida; Solanales; Solanaceae
Exons: 8
Coding region: 286-3342 (1018 amino acids)
Source: RefSeq, a predicted model, not a curated record
UGUGUACCAUUUCCCUCCAAAAAGUUUCUCAUCAAAAAACUCAAUUUACCAUUUAACAAAACCUCACUUAAUACACACUGUAUCGACUAUUUACUAAUCCCUAGUGAGUUCGAUUAUUCUAAUCUCUCUGCAAUCUUGUGUUACUAAUCAGAGCAAAAUGGAGUGCAAUGAUCAGUGAAGAUUCAUAUAGCCUACCCCAACUUGCUUGGCAUUGAUGGAUAGUAGUUGUUGUUGUUGUAUUUUGUGAUCAGAGGACAAGCUAAUAACGGACAGAAUCAGAGCAGAAUGGAAGCUGAGAAUGCAUAUACACUUCCCAUGUAUGAUACUUUUAACAUUGAGAGUUCUACGACUGGAAUGGAGAACCUUGAUUUUUCUGCAAAGAUUUUGGAUAUCCCUGAUUGUGUUGAAAAUGAGAAUUCUCAUUUGGCAAAUGAAUGUGAGGAAGCGGUUGUCCUUGACAGUGACGAUGAAAGAAGGCACCGUACUGAAGUGGAAAGUAUCUCAAAGUUGAGAUCUUCUGAUGAUACAAGGUAUAAACAGCGGCUGGAUAAGUGGAAAUUCUCACCGGCUUCUCGACCAACCUAUGUGGGAUGUCUACGGAGGUCAAAGAAUCUAUUUAAGUAUAUGGAUUCAGCCAGAAUCACGACUAAUUUUGAGAAUACUAAUCAACAGAAGCAGUUUUCUGAGGUUAGUGGCAGGAUAUCUUCACAAGUAGAUAAAUUAAAUGCUAGUACAGAACCAAGAGUUGAAGAGGAUUGGUGUCAGGCUGUUGAAAUAACCAAGGAUGAAAUCUUCGAAGGAAAUGUGGAAAAGGAAGCCUUAACUGGUUAUGGUAUGGAUGGAGAUAAAGAUUUUCCACUUCAUUCUUGUAACACUGAAUCUCAAAUACCUGAAGAGUUAUCCGAAGCUGACGCUCUGGACUUCGUCGACCACUAUCUGUCAGUUUACAAUGAAGAUGCACUCAAUGAAGUCAAAGCUGCACGGGCGAAUAAGAUCAUAUCGCCUCCAAUUUUCAGCCGUAAGGGACCUCAAAGAUUGGCAAGCAGAAUGAAUGUUCAAAAUGCAGUAAAAAACUCCAGAGUUUUUGACUGGCCUGAGAGGCAAAGUGAUAGUGGAAACAGUUCUUUUUCAAGACACAGAAAGAUAUUGACCUAUCACAGAAAAAAUUAUGGACCGGAGAAACAAAAAGUAUCAAGUGUCCAAUCCAGUAAGGAGCCAAUGGAAAGUAUGAUAAGGAAGUUGGAUGAGCAGUUUGAUAAGGGGGCAUUUGAGCAACAGGUUGAAAGUGAGGGAAAUCAAUCAGAUGUAUUAGAUACAUAUGAUGUUGGCUUUGAUACUCAGAUGGCUGCUGAAGCUAUGGAAACUCUGCUAUAUGCCCCUCCUUUGAAAAGUGAUGCUGUUUGUACCCCUCGCUUUCCAGAAAUAAGCCUAGUUAAAGAAGGGGAAUAUCCUGAGCGAGGUUUCUCAAGAGAGUUUAUCAUUGAUGAUAGUUCAUCAGAACCGACUGAAUAUAGCUCAGCUGAAAUAGAGCUGUUAAGAGGCAAAACAAUAGGUUUGCCAAGCAGAAUGAAUGUUCAAAAUGCAGUAAAAAUCUCCGGAGUUUUUGACUGGCCUGAGAGGCAAAGUGAUAGUGCAAAUGGUUCUUUUUCAAGACACAGAAAGAUAUUGACCUAUCACAGAAAGAAUGACAGACUGAGGAAACAAAAAGUAUCAAGUGUCCAAUCCAGUAAGGAGCCAAUGGGAAGUAUGGCAAAUUUAAUUAAGGUGGAACCAAACUUCCUAAGGAAGUCAGAUGAGCAGUUUGAUAUGGGGGCAUUUGAGAAACAGAUUGAAAAUGACGGAAAUCGAUCAGAUGUAUUAGAUACAUAUGAUGUUGGCCUUGAUACUCAACUGGCUGCUGAAGCUAUGGAAACCCUGCUACAUGCCCCUUCUUUGGGAAGUGAUGCUGUUUGUGCUCCUCACAUUCCGGAAACCAGCCUAGUUAAAGAAGGGGAAUAUCAUGAAAGAGCUUUCUCAAGAGAGUUUAACAUUGAUGAUAGUUCAUCAGAACCUACUGAAUGUAGCUCAGCUGAAAUAGAGCUGUUAAGAGGAAAAACCAGAGGUUUUUCGUCCGUUGUUCAUCGAACUAGGCAUCAAGUAUCUCUAAAUUUCAGGAGCUUGGAGUCUGAAUUUCCAAAGAAAAGAAGGAAGCCGCAUGAGGUAGGAGAGUUAAAUGACAAUUUGUUCCAAGUGGCUGCUGUAAGAGGAAAAGUUUCCAAACCUGGUACUAACACAUCAAGGAAAUCUAGAAAUGUUAGCCUGAAGAAACAAGGAGAAAUUCGUCAAAGUAUAGCAGCAACAUUGAGUCAAGUGAAACUGGAAAACUGGGCCUCUAAAGGGAAAAGGACACGUACAUCAUAUUCCUCAAUUUGUAAAUAUCCCGUCACAAGUCAACAGAUGAUGCCCAUGGACUUCAAAAGAGUUGAAUCUACUGAGUCUGCCAAAUUAAAUGAAAUGACCUCUACAUCCACUAAUAUUUUGACAAAGGACAUGAAAUCUGACAUAGUGUCAAGCGGAAAUUCAGAUCCAUCAUACAGUCUUAAUGAUCACAAGAAAGGCAAGCAACACUUGAGAAGUCUCUCUAGAUCAACUCUUACUCAAGAGCUUAUUAGAUUGGGCUAUGCAGAGAAAUUACCUGAUUUUCUGCCCAGAGGUUCACGACGAAGAAAAUGUGAAGGUGACGUUCGUGUUUUAUUUAGCCAGAGCCUGGAUAGCAAAUUAAUCAAGCAGCAGAAAAAGAUUUUAGCAAGACUGGGAUUUAUCUCCGUGUCGAAUUGUUCUAAUGCCACACACUUUGUCACUGAAAGCUUUGUUAGAACUAGGAAUAUGCUAGAGGCCAUUGCCUGUGGAAAACCAAUUGUAACACAUUUAUGGCUUAACAGCUGUGGGAGAGCAAGCUGUUUUGUUGAUGAGAAAAAAUAUAUCUUAAGAGAUGCCAAAAAGGAAAAGGAACUUGGUUUUACGAUGCCUGCUUCGCUUGCUCGUGCUAGAAAGCAUCCCCUUCUAGAGCAGGAUCAAAGAGUCAUUAUCACUCCAGGUGUAAAACCUGAUAGAGAUACCCUUCUAAGUUUGGUCAAGGCAGUGCAUGGUGAGGUGGUGGAUGAAUCUAAUAGUAAAAUCACUUAUGAUGAUCUAUUAGUUAUUUCCUGCGAAGAAGAUCACAAAAUAUGCCUUCCAUAUCUGAAAAAAGGAUUUCCGGUUUAUAAUUCAGAGCUCUUGCUUAAUGGGAUUGUUAUCCAGAAACUGGAGUACAAUAGGCAUCAGCUUUUCACAAAAUUUCAUGACAAAAGCUGUAAAGAAUGAACGACAGUCCUAUAUUGACAAGGACGAGCUUUUUUCACAAAGGAAGCUUCGCGCCCAACUGCUUGUAUAUUGGUUGAAAAAUGCUACUAGUCCAAGAACAGAUGAUAAUAUCCUUAGCAGGGAGGUAUUUCUGGUUAUAUUGAUAAAGUAACUAAGUUCUCGUAGUUUGUCCAGAAAAAUUUGCCAUCUUAUCGAUUCCCUUGUAAAUUCACUUGGUUUGCUUAUGGAUAUUAUGACUUUUGAACAAAUGUAAAUGCACGAUGUUCUUUUUGUUUUUAUUAUGAAAACUAUUAUAGAAA